Caenorhabditis auriculariae is the source of this 2547-nucleotide messenger RNA. The record is from the annotation of a GenBank genome assembly. NCBI's taxonomy places the organism in Eukaryota, Metazoa, Nematoda, Chromadorea, Rhabditida, Rhabditidae.
AUGUCCAAUUCUUACGACUGCUGCAACUACGCGGCAUUUUUCUCGAUUCAAAGGUUAGAACCAAGUCGAUUGGUCUCUUCCUUGUUACGAACAAUCGCAAAAACUCAUUGUUCAAAAGAAAAGCACUGCAGUCGAGACGGUAGACAUGGAAAAGCCGCGGCUGGUCUGACCAGAGAAAGGAUAUUUGGAUAUGAUUAAUUCGUCCUGAGUCUCUGCUCGAAAAUCGCUGUAGAAAUCUCUAAAAAAAAAUGAUGACUGUUCAAAUCUUAAAACUUCAAAAUCUUCGACUGAGGUUGUUAGUUUUCCUACUAUGCGGACACUGAAAAUUCACUAUAUCCUACACAAAAAUUGAAAGCCAAGCCUUGGGUUUUUCGAAGCACCUCGAGAUUUUUUUUUCAGCAACCAUUUCAGAAAAAAAAAUCUACCUGGCAAUCAUAUUUUUGCUUUUAAUUUUAGUUCAGACCCUUGGAAAAUGUUUAAAAAAAAGACUACAAAAACAGAUGAAAAAAUAAGAAAAUGUAUCAAAGGAGUUUCGAGAAUUCUCUAAACCGAAUGGAGCUCCAUAAAGGGUGAGGACUUCGUCGAACAAACAUGGAUCCAGUUAUAUUAUUCCAGAUACACGAAUUCUCAAGGUCUCAAACCGUCGGAGGGAGUUCCUUGCUGUUUUUUAAAGUUUAUAAAUAGCAAAAAAUGGAAACAAAAAGUUUUGGAAAGCUGUGCUGAAAUUGAAACUCUUCUGAAAUAAUUAGUUCCAGAAACUGCAGAAACUCGACACCCCGAUAUCUCUAAAAAGAUAAUUAUUUGCGGUGCUCUGUUCAGUCCGAGAACGGCUCUCAUCGAGUUAAGAGCUUCACGAAAAUUCCCAGGAGGGUGGCGUUUCCUUCAGGAUCCGCACACCCCUGAGCUCAUUUUGUUUUACUUCGAACAUUUUGCGUAGGAAUCAAUAUUACUAACACGCAAACGCGUUGUAUGUGGCCAUCAUUUCCAAGAGUUUUUUAUCAGUAAUUGUGGUAUUCUAUUUUUUUUUCUUGUUUUAACCUUCAUAGUGUUCAGAUAUGUCGGAUCACUUAUCAAAUUGCGGCGAACUGCCAAACCUUUCGAAGCCGCGUUGGGAUCAGCAUCUGUUCGAAGGUGGCCUCCACGAAGAUGCAUUAAAUCGAUUUUUCAGGAAGAGCUUACCAUUUCUUCGCCACCACGAAUCCGAUGAACUUGUUUGCCUCGAAUGCACAGCUUGAUCACGCUCGUCAAAUAAUCACACAAUACAAGUUAAUCUCUCACAAAACUCUCAUACAACAACUCCUAUUGAAAUCGUGAAGACUCAUUCUUUCCAAUCCGACUCAGAUUGGGCAAGUUCGACCCGAAUAUGACAGUCGACGAGCUUUGGAGAGCAAAAAACCUUUACGACUCGGCUUACCAUCCAGACACGGGCGAGAAAAUGUUUAUUUUAGGAAGGAUGAGCGCUCAAGUUCGUCAUUCUAAAAACUUUUCUUUUUUUAUAACUAUCAAGUUCAGGUGCCUUGCAAUAUGCUCAUAACUGGCGGCAUGUUAACCUUUUACCAAAGGUUUUUUUUUAAUUCUUCAGUUUUUAAUAAAAUUGAAGCUACUGAACCUGUUGAAAAAAAAAGAAUGAUUUUCCUGGAGUAAUAUUUUUACGAUUCGCUUCCCUCAGUUUUACUUGCGAAAAAUAAGAAAAACGAAAAAACGAAGAAGUAACCUAGAUUUCACCACGUUCUUUUUUUCCAUUGGCUCAAUCAGUCCUUCAAUGCCAUCGUCAACUACACUAACCGCAGUGGUGAUGCGCGUUUGGGACACCGCCCUUGAAUCAAAACGGUUUCAGGUACACACAAACAGGACGACGCCACUCUGCUCAAGUCCUACUGCGCCGCAACUACGGGAGCUGUGACUUGUGCCUUGGGCGCCAACCACUUGAUAUCGAAGAUAAAGGUAUUUUCCUUAUUAUUUCACUUUUUCAUACUGUAUCUUCUCUCCAGAAUGCUCCACCUAUGUUGGCUCGACUCGUACCUUUUGCCGCGAUUGCCAUCGCCAACGCGAUUAAUAUACCAAUGAUGCGAAACAAGUCAAGAUUUGUUUUUCAACGAGUUAACCAAAUCAAGAUUUCCAGAGAGUUCACAUCUGGGAUUCCUGUGGAGGAUGCCGCUGGUCGGACCAUCGGUUUCUCUACAGCGGCGCCCUAUUACGCGAUUCCAGAAGUUGUGAUCAGUCGCGUGGGUAUGGCUGUACCGAACAUGGUGCUUGGACCACUGCUUUUUACGCGUUUUGCUCGGGCCAAUUGGUACAGAUCCUGGAUGGCGGCGCCGCUGCAGACCAUCAUUUGUGGCUUCAUGCUAGCCUUCUCCACUCCUCUUUGUUGCGCUCUUUUCCCUCAGAAAAGCAGCUUGCCGGUAAGCAGAGAAUUUCUUCCCAUUGUCAUUUGAGUACUGAUAAAAAUUCAAACUUCAGGUCGAGCUCUUGGAGAAACCUUUGAAAGAACAGAUCCUCAAGCUACCAGACGCUCCUACUACGGUUUAUUUCAACAAAGGCCUAUGA